AUGGAUAUGGGAUUUCUAAAAGGAAGUCUUUCAGAGACAAAUGUUGAAUUGGCUGUUUUACUGCAAGAGUAUGUUGGCGACUAUGACGAUUCAAAUUACUCAUUGCCUGCCAUUCCUCACACAUUUUUAACAAGUUUCGUUUUGGAUGUUACAACUAAGGUUGAAACGGGACAGGUAGAAACAUCGAGAGUAUUCAGUUCCAGUGCUUUUUUAAAAGCAUCGAUAGGGCCUUUUUCUGUUUUCAACAUUCAUCCAACCACAACAUGUCUAGAGUCAGGUAAUUUUGGAGUUUUGUGUUUCAGUUCUUGCAGCAUUGUGUACUAUUCCAAAACCGGUAUUGUCAAAGAACAUCCUUUAAAAUUGGGCAAUUUCAACAGUUUAUUAUGUCCAUGUCAUGUAGUAUGCAUUAAGGAAGAAAGAAAGAAGAUUAGAUCAGCCAGAUAUCUCACAACAAAGAAGUUUUUGUGUCAGUAUUCUGACGGAAGUUUCCAUAUUGUCAAGUUGUCAUUGGAAAAUUCAUUAGGAGAAUCAGCGAACAAUAUAACUAUUGAACAUAGUCCCUCAUCGUUGGUAAAGCAAAAUGUUGGAGAUUUUCUUUUAUUUACUCAUUCUUCGAGUUAUUCACAAUUAUUCAUCAGCUCUCCAUUUGAAAAUACCCAAACAAAAUGGAUUGAUAUUGCGGAGAAGAAUUCAAACAUAAAUGGUAUAGAAUUGAACUUGAGAAACUAUUAUGAUAGUGUUGGGAGUAGUAUUGAUGAGGAGCAAUUACCAUGCUUGGGAAGUAUCACUCAUGGGUACUUGCAUAGUUUUAAUAUGACCAGAGAUUCAAGACUGGUUUGCACUUCAUUCUCAGGGUCUUUCAAUCAAUAUACACAACAUAUUAAGGGUGCUGCUAGAUUUAGUGUUUGUCAAUCAGGAAGUAGACUUGUGCCUUUCAUGCCACUUUGUGAAAACUCAAUCAUUGAAGGAUCUUCCGAUCUGUUUGUUCUAACGUUAAAGGAAAACUCAUUGGUACUGUUUUCACAGGACCAUGGGACCAGCUUAUUUUCAACUUUUGAUAUGGCUCCUAUUGAAAUACCUUCUUUGGAUUGUAAAAAAAAGAAAAUACUUGCUAUCAGAGAGUUCAAGAAAACUCCAACAUCCUCACUCUUUGAAAUGGUAACAGAGGUAGAUAUUGGUUUAUUUGAGAUACAAUAUUCGAACUUUGCUACGUCAUGCGUUUACUUAUUUAAAAAUGACGGAGAAAAGUUUAUGUGUGCAGAAAUUGAGUCGAAUGGAACAGUGUUCAUUUCGAGAAAAAAUCAAAUGAUACAGUUUGAGCUCAAGAAUAGACCAUUAUCACUGGAAAAGGUGUCUACUAAUAGUUUCGAGAAUCAAGUUUCCUGCUUCUCAAUAUUUGACUUUAAGGGCAAGAAAUAUGCUAUUGUAUCUUUUUGGAUUGUUAAUUCAGUUUAUAUUGUUGAGGUUUCCACCUGGCAGAUUGUGUCAGAAAAAAAGCUGGAUGAUACCAUUAGAUCAUGCAUCAGCUAUGAAAUUGAUGGACAAUGUGUUGCAGUGCUGGGUUUAUCAAAAGGGAAAUGUGUUAUUACACCAAUCCUUGGAAGUUCAGCUGAAGAGGAAGAAAUAUUUGUUGGAGAAUCAUUUGUAAAUUUGAAGAAGAUCAAAACAGAGAAAGGAGAGGAAGCUGUGUAUUGCAGCAGUAAUAGAGACAUUCUAAUUGUGGCUGAGGAAUCAACGAUGGAUAAGAGAAGGAUUUUGAAAACUGUAUUUACUCACGAAAAUGAAAAGAAGAGGUAUCCAGGUAAAACCAUCUCUAUUUCCAAUAUAACCACAUCACAAUUUGGUGAAUGCAUAAUUGCUCUGAUUGAACAACCAGAGGGUGGCGCAAUUCAGUUUUGUGAGAUGGCCUCAGAGAGAAAGAUUAGAUGGAAGUCACUACUUCUUAAAACCAAAAGUGAAGAUUUCAUAGAGCCACUUAAAAGUAUUAACGUGGGAAGAUCACAAAGCUACUUUGUAGCAUGCACUGAAAGAUCUCUAGUCUCAGAAAAAGUUAAUUCCUUAAUAUUUAAAUGUGUACUGGAUAUGGACACUGAGAAUGAGUUUUUCCAAGAAAAGUAUAUAAGUGCUGAAGAUAUUCUACCUGAAUCAUUGAAAUUGAAUGAGAAGAGUAUCAUUAAGAGUCAUUCUAUUUGUGACAUUACAGCAGUUCAAAUAGAGGAGGACGAAGUCAUAAUGGUACCAAUACUAACAACAUUUUUGCUACCAUCAAGUACUGAAAGUGAUGGAGGUUCUGUACUACUUUCUAUUGCAUGGAUGGCAGUUCUGGACGAAUCUCUCAAUGUGUUGAAAUCAACUAUUCUUGGGGAGCAACCAUUCCCUUAUCAUAACGAAUCUAUAUUCAUCAAAAUCCAACAAAUCAGUCAUUCUGACGGGAAAUAUUUCUUGAUAUUUAAUAACAUGGUACAUCUUUGCUCGAUAGGAAAGGAAUCUAACAAAAUUAACAUUGAUUUUAUUGAUAGAUAUGAGCUUUUGGACUACACCAAAGAAAGAGAGCUAACUUAUCCAGUGUAUGCCAAAUACUUCAAUAGAGGAAGUCCUGUAUUCAGAUCUCUCCAUUUUAUAGUUAAUAGCUUUGAUAUAAUUGAGCAUGGAUUGGAUAUAUAUUUGUUAUUGUGUGGAUUGGGAGGUCAAACUAGAUUAAUUCGAGUAAGGAGAGAUUUCCAAAAAGUUGAGGAGCUUUUGAUUGUUGACAAAACAAACAAUAGAAUGCUUACAUUGUCUUGUGCUCUGAUACCAUCAAGUGGUUCUAACAGUUACAAUAUUCUGGUAACUGACUACAUAGAUGGGGAUUUGAAAAUCUUGGGUCUCAAUCAAAAAGAGAGAAUUGGCUCGAGGAAACUAAGCAAUGAAUACAAGAUCAAGGAUGAGGAUAGAUUAAUAUCAGCAAAUUGGAAUCAAUUCGAAAACACCAACCUUUACUAUUACAUAGAUUUAUUGAAUAAGGAAUCGAAGAGUACAACCCUUUCACCAGAGAAGUAUUACAUCAAUCCAAAGAAGGCCUACUUGAAAAAUCACUUUCUUGUUGAGGCAGAGAAGGGAGUUCAAUACGAAUCUCUUGUCAAAUCCACUUGUAAGCAAUUUACAGGUUCCAUCAAGAAUCUUAUUAGAGGUGGUUUUGGAAGUUAUAAUGAUGUUGGGCAAUCCAAUUCUUUCGUAUUUGUUACUUCUGAAGGUGAAGUUGGUGUUUUGAAUGUUAAUAUUUGA
Naegleria gruberi is the source of this 3264-nucleotide messenger RNA. RefSeq lists its product as uncharacterized. Gene Ontology annotation, molecular function: protein binding. The coding region runs from base 1 to 3264 and encodes 1087 amino acids. The record is from RefSeq and is a predicted model, not a curated record. NCBI's taxonomy places the organism in Eukaryota, Heterolobosea, Eutetramitea, Acrasida, Naegleriidae. The transcript is spliced from 4 exons.